Molecule: messenger RNA, 792 nt
Organism: Stereum hirsutum FP-91666 SS1
Lineage: Eukaryota; Fungi; Basidiomycota; Agaricomycetes; Russulales; Stereaceae
Exons: 3
Coding region: 48-560 (170 amino acids)
Source: RefSeq, a predicted model, not a curated record
AUCAACUUCAUCAACUUUUUCACUUUCUUACUUCUAUUUUCAUCUUCAUGCAAUUCACUCUCUCCUUCAUCGCUCUCGCUGCUCUGGCUCUGGUAGCCACCGUCGAGGCGAGGCCCACUGGUAUGGACGUUUUGAAGAGGGAUUCGGCUGGACCGAGCGCUGGUAGUUCUUCUUCUCCUACUGGGGUCACAAUCCUCACCGACGACGAAAUGGACAACUGGCUCUCAACAACAGCCGCCAACCUCACCUACAUCGGCACCGCACCCUCCAAACGCGUCCCCAACACCCUCGGGCGCCGCGACACGACCGUAACCUACUGCACCAAACGCGUCGACUCCGUCUGUGGCGGGACCUGCCAAGUCUACACCGGCGGUCCCACGUGUCUCGACGCCUCGGGCACGUCCUGUAUCGCCGCGACGGCGGACGUCGGGUUCUGCGAUAAAGGCAGCUGUGGAGGCAGUUGUAAUCAGUUUUCGAGCUGUGGGACGACGUUGGAGAAUGGGUUCUGUGAUACGCCGGGGACGAAGAGUAUUUUGGUCGGUGGGCCGCCGGCGUCUUGAAGGGGUGGUGUUGCGGUUUGAGGUUUUGAGACUUUUUUUUGGGAUGAUGUCCCGACUACCUGUGUCUUUUUGGAGCUGUGCUUUGAAUAGACAUCAUUCAUUUGGUUUAGAGCUUUUCAUAUUCGUCUCUCUAGACCGCCUCGAUAGACGACCUCGCUCCUCAGAUCCUUACGCCAGUAUAAAUUAAAUGACGGACAGGUCUUUAUCGUUGGAAUUUCGAUGAAAGCAACAC